Molecule: messenger RNA, 4530 nt
Organism: Mercurialis annua (annual mercury)
Lineage: Eukaryota; Viridiplantae; Streptophyta; Magnoliopsida; Malpighiales; Euphorbiaceae
Exons: 27
Coding region: 162-4142 (1326 amino acids)
Source: RefSeq, a predicted model, not a curated record
GUAAUUUUUCUUGUUUAGUUAGCUAUAACGACCAAACAAUUCGAUUAAUCAACUGAACCCUAAAAAUCAACAAUUUUUCAAAUCCUCCUCAUUUUCCCUCUCUAAUUGCUUAUAUUCAAUGAUUUCUCACCUCCUUCACCAGCAUUAGGGCUUCUUUAGCAAUGGUGGGAAUGACGAUUAAUUCGAGAGACAGGCUCGUAAGCCUAUUGAAAUCUUCAAUUGAUAAAUCAUCAAAGCUCGAAAUCUUACGUCAAUUGAAGAAUAAUCUUCAAGAAAACGACGCCGAUUCUUCUUCAUUGGCGGAUUUUCUUCCUCGCCUCUUUGAGUUGACGUCUGAUCAAUACUCUCCGGUCCGCAAAUGUGUCACUGAGAUUAUUGGAGAAAUUGGAACUAAGCAUGUCGAAUUUGUGCCGGAAAUUGUGCCGGUUUUGGUUAGUAUAUUGGAAGAUAGUACGCCGGCCGUUGCUAGACAAGCUAUUACUUGUGCACUUAAUCUUUUUAGGUCUACUCUGUAUAAACUUGCCAUUAAGGGUCUUUACACUAGUGAGUUGGAUGAUGCGCUUCAGUUAUCGUGGUCAUCAAUGUUAGAGUUCAAGGAAAAAAUUUACUCCAUAGCUUUUCAGCCUGGAAGUGGUGGGGUAAGAUUGCUAGCUCUGAAGUUUGUUGAAGCAGUCAUUCUUCUUUACACACCUGAUCCUAAUGGCCCUUCUGAACCUCCGAGUCAUGAAGGGGAAACUUUGGAAUUUAAUAUAACAUGGUUUCGCGGGGGACAUCCUGUCCUAAAUGUUGGAGAUCUGUCGGUUGAGGCCAGCAAAAAAGUGGGUCUAUUGCUUGAUCAGCUUAGGUUCCCGACGUUGAAGUCUCUCAACAACUUGGUUAUCGUUGUUCUUAUAAAUAGUCUUGCUACUAUUGCAAAUAAAAGGCCUCCAUACUAUGGGCGAAUCCUGUCAGUUUUGCUUGGUUUGGGUUCCACAGGAUCAGAUACUGAAAUUAUGCGUGCUUCUGGUGCAAAUCUUGCUUUAAAAAAUGCCUUUCUCACCUGCUUGAAAUGUAUUCAUCCUGGUGCUGCACCGUGGCGGGAUCGUUUAAUUGGUGCACUAAGCAAGAUGAAAGCUGGAGGGCUGACUGAUGAGGCCCUACGUCUAAUUUCCAAGAACACCGGAAGUACAGAGGAGGAAGAAGUUUCAACGCCUGCUCGGGAUAGGGAAAAUACAACUGAAGUAUUGGAUGGCGUUCAUAGUAAACUCCGAAGAAAAAGAUCUGGGGCAGAGGAGAACAUUGAGGUGGCUGAAGAUGAUAAUAUGUCUGGAAAACGUGUCAAACAAAUGCAUAGUGUCUCGGAUGAAUGUACUAAAGAACUGAAUACGAAUAUUACCGUAUCUCAGAAUGACAUAUCACCUGAUGGACCCACAGAAGAUGAAACUGGACCUGUACAACAACUUGUUGCUAUGUUUGGAGCCUUGGUUGCUCAAGGUGAAAAGGCUGUUGGUUCUUUGGAGAUUCUUAUUUCAAGUAUCUCUGCUGACUUGCUAGCUGAAGUGGUGAUGGCUAAUAUGCGCUACCUUCCUGUUAGUCAUUCACGAGCUGAAGGAGGGGACGAAUCACUAGCAAACAUGACUAUAGUUGGAAGCAACAGUCAAGCCAAAUAUCCAUCAUCAUUUCUGACGAAUGUACUUUUUCUUUCCACUUCUUUCCCUCAAAUAGCUUCACGGUUAAAUACUAUCCAGUCAGCAUCCAGUGACGUAGAGCAGCUUACAUCACAAGGGCAGGAAGAACACCACGUUGCCUCCACAGUCGAUAGAGAUGUCGUAUAUGCUAAAAUUAGCCAGGCUGGAAAUGAAGUUUUACCUUCUGAUUUAGCGGCUCCUUCAAAUGUGAUUUCAUCUGCUAUGGAGUUAGACGUUCCAUCAGAUAUCCAAGAUAUUGGCAAUUUAGAGAGUGAGAUCCCUGGCCUUGACUCUUGUGCUCGUAAUGAUGGGUUAUCUGAAACCAUGGGCGCUUCUUCAAUGGUGUCUACUGAUAUAGAGGAUGUCAAUCAAGAUCAAGUUACAAGCUUGGAUGGAAGCUCGAACAUGGAUAUACUUCCAGCAAUAUCAACAGAGAGGUCGGAGGAACUUAGUCCAAAAGCAGCAGUUGUGGAUUCUAAUAGCCAGAUCUCUUCAACCGCAGUUUCUGUGGGUGUACCUUGUACUGUUGUCCUGCCUAAGAUGUCAGCACCUGUUGUUGACCUUGCAGAAGAACAGAAGGACGAACUGCAAAUUUUGUCUUUUAAACACAUUGUUGAGGCAUAUAAGCAAAUAGCAACUUCAGGAGGUUCACAAGUCCGCUUUUCCUUACUUGCUUGUUUAGGAGUUGAGUUUCCCUCAGAGUUAGAUCCAUGGAAACUUCUUCAAGAGCAUAUAUUGUCAGAUUAUGUGAACCAUGAGGGACACGAGUUGACAUUGCGUGUCCUCUACAGGUUAUUUGGCGAGGUUGAAGAGGACCGUGAUUUCUUUUCCUCCACAACUGCUGCUUCCGUAUAUGAGACGUUUCUUUGCACCAUUGCUGAAACACUUAGAGACUCUUUCCCUCCUUCAGACAAAUCUUUAAGUAGAUUGCUAGGUGAAGCUCCUUAUCUGCCAAAAUCAGUUUUGAAUUUAUUGGAAUCCUUGUGUUGUCCUGGAAAUUGUGAUAAAGCUGAGAAGGAUUUCCAAAGUGGGGAUCGAGUUACUCAAGGUCUCAGUAUUAUGUGGAGCCUGAUUUUGAUGAGGCCGCCGAUACGAGAAGUUUGCUUGAAAAUUGCUUUGCAGAGUGCAGUUCAUCAUUUGGAGGAAGUGCGUAUGAAGGCAAUUCGCCUGGUGGCAAACAAGCUUUAUCCUAUUUCAUCCAUUGCUCAAAAAAUAGAAGAUUUUGCCAAGGAAAAGUUACUUUCUACCGUAAAUAAUGACUGUACAGAGAUAAUAGACUUGGAAGGAUCAGUCAUUGAAGCACAGAAGGAUAGCAGUAAGGAAAAACCAUCAAAUGAUCAUAAGUCAGCAAGCCCCACCAGUAAAGACAUCUGUGACACUCAUCAAGCACACACAGCUCCGAGUGUGUCAUCUCUCUCAAUAGCUGAGGCUCAGCGAUGCAUGUCACUGUACUUUGCCUUGUGCACUAAGAAGCAUUCCCUAUUUCGCGAAAUUUUUGUUAUUUACAAGAGUGCUUCAAAGGAACUUAAGCAGGCAGCUCAUCGCCAUAUUCCUAUACUAGUUCGUACUAUGGGUUCAUCACCUGAACUUCUUGAAAUUAUAUCAGACCCUCCAAGUGGAAGUGAGGAUCUUCUGCUGCAGGUCAUACAAACUUUGACAGACGGGGCAGUUCCUUCUUCAGAACUAUUGUUCACCAUCAGAAAGUUAUAUGAUUCAAAACUAAAGGAUAUAGAGAUUCUGAUUCCAGUAUUGCCGUUCCUACCGAAAGACGAGGUUUUGCAGACCUUUACCCAUCUUGUCAAUCUUCCUCCGGAUAAGUUUCAAGUUGCACUUUCACGUGUACUUCAGGGAUCGCCUCACUCUGGUCCAGUGCUCGGUCCAGCUGAAGUGCUAAUCGCCAUUCAUGGGAUUGAUCCUGAAAAGGAUGGGAUCCCUUUGAAGAAGGUGACAGACGCGUGUAAUGCUUGUUUUGAGCAGCGGCAGAUGUUUACUCAACAAGUUAUUGCGAAGGUUUUGAAUCAGUUGGUUGAGCAGAUUCCUCUUCCUUUACUAUUUAUGCGUACAGUUUUACAAGCUAUUGGUGCUUUUCCUGCAUUGGUUGAGUUCAUCAUGGAGAUUCUUUCUCGUCUCGUUAGCAAACAGAUAUGGAAAUACCCAAAGUUGUGGGUAGGAUUCUUGAAGUGCGCAUUCUUGACGAAGCCUCAGUCAUUCAGUGUGUUGCUUCAGCUACCUCCACCGCAACUGGAAAACGCUCUGAACAAGACUGCAGCUUUAAAAGCUCCCCUAGUUGCUCAUGCUAGCCAACCACACAUCAAAGCUUCCCUCCCGAGGUCUACUCGGGUGGUUCUAGGAAUAGAUUCAGAUCAGGAUACCUCUAGUCAGGCACAAACCAGUCAGGCUCAAACUGGAGAUACAAGCAACUCAGAAAAGGAGGUGUUGACCGAGAAAUCUAAAGAAUCUUCCAGUGCUAGCUGACAUGCCCGGAAUGACAAGAAUUUGGCGGAUCAUAAAUUCCCGCUUCCAGGGAGCUUGCCAAGAUGGCGUGAGGUAGAUAUCAUCUGGGUCAUCCAAAUUCCAAAUCGCUGGAUUUCCAUUUCAUCUUCUCUCCGAACCAUUGGUAAGGAAACCAAAGGCAAGUCCCCAUGUUGUACUAUAUGUAACAUCUUUAUACCUUGAGAUGAAUUUGGCGGAUAAAGAGAAUAACACCAAGGAAAGAGGUUGGUAUGCAAUUUUACACAAAUUAAAGAGCACCUAAUGUAAUUUAGAAAGUUUUCGAGAGUUGAAUGAAAGAAAAAUUGAGAAUCUGUGUAUUGUUUACAGGUAUUCAUUAUUUAUUUAUAAAUGAUUUAUUGAUUCCUGGCCA